Messenger RNA from Sphenostylis stenocarpa, 723 nucleotides. The record is from the annotation of a GenBank genome assembly. Lineage: Eukaryota; Viridiplantae; Streptophyta; Magnoliopsida; Fabales; Fabaceae.
AUGUUACAGAAGUGGGGGAGAGACAAAGAAAAAAAGAAAGAGAGGGAGGACAUAUCUCAAACUGUAACCACAUCCGGAGACCCCGACACCCUCUCCCUGCUUCGCCCUUCUCUUUCCCUUCUCAAGCAUCGCAGUUUCACCGCCUGUCGCCACUUCACGUUAACCCUAGCGUCAAUUUUUGUUCAUAACAUUGAAUUCAAAAGGAAGAAGAGGGAGUUGGGUUCAGUGGCGGUGUUUGUGCGUUUAAACGAUAGAGAGCCACAAAGUCAAAGACCUAUUCCAUCAGUGGGGGUUCUGAACAAAUCAGAGAUGGUUCUGCUGAAAGACAUUGUGCCUGCAGCUCAGAACAACAUAGAGAGUAAGUUCAUAGUUUUGGAGAAAGGCAGCACAACACUAGAAGGACAGAAUAGGAUAUGCUUGACUCUUGUAGCUGAUGAGACAGCGGCAGUUCACCUUCAGCUUUGGGGAGAUGAAUGUGAUGCGUUUAAUUCAGGCGAUAUAAUUCAUUUGACCAAAGGAAUUUUUUCCUACCAGCAUGCUAACCUUAUACUCAGGGCAGGCAAGAGAGGGAGGCUAGAGAAGAUAGGAGAGUUUACCAUGUCCUACGUUGAAAUACCAAACAUGAGUGAGAUUCAUUGGAUCCCUGACCCAAGCAAUUCUAAAAAUUAUAUCCAGGACUAUGUAAUAUCUCCCCACUCACGCAUCUUCCCUCUAAUUCCGUAG